CCGUAAUGACGUACCUGUACUUGGUCUAGCGUGAGGGCGGGGAGGGGGCAGAGUGUUGUCAGGGCGCAGUGAACCACGUCCCUGACCAGCUCCUGCACCAGGCGCGGCUUCUCCAGGACUAAGGACCCCAUUUCACCUGCAACUCACGAUACGAGUAUGAGCCGGUUUCUUUCUUAAAAUGUCACUCUAAAAUAAAGGGGGAUAAAAAUGACCGGCACUCUAAGGUGUGGAUGUGUGCUUUUGAGCCCCAUCCUGAUUUCCCUGAGAAGACCACAGAUGUCAUUGCGACCUGUGGAUCCAACAGUGUUUGUGUCAUCAAUGUCAAAACCCAAAACGUUGUUGCAAAGCAUUAUUCUAAACAAGCUAAAGAAGACUUUUAUUCGCUAUCAUGGUCCUCCAUUUUCAUUAAGGAUGACUUAAAUAAAACGAAGAAAAAGGGGAACGUUUUGGCAGUGGCUGGACUAAAUUGUGUACUACACAUACUUUAUCCGUCAAGACAAGUUUGUUGUUUAGAACAAAAGUUCAAGAAAUCAUCUUCUGUUUCUAUCAGCUCAGUUCAGUUUCAUCCCUUGUCCACAUCUAUUUUAUGUGGUGCGUUUAGCAGUGGAGAGGUUUACAUAUGGGAUCUAGGAGAGCUCUCGCUCCCUAAUUAUGACAUGAAGCUCUCACAUCUGCACACACUCAGUCUUCAGAGUGAAAUUUUUAAUAUGUCAUUCUCUCGACAUUGUGUGUGUCUUCUAGCAGCCACUGAUAAUGGUGUUGCAGCUUGGUCCCUUGAAUUAAAGGAUGUAAAUGAUGCCAAAUGCAAAAUCAAGGCAUGGAAAUUCAACUUCCCCACAAUGUCUGGGACUCACCAUUCACACGAUGGGCAGUUGGUAGAUUCAGUUGAACCAAUUAAAAAUGGAAAAAUAGUUGCCUCUAAAUGUGCUCUUUAUGGCAGUAUCUAUCUUUGGGAUUUAGAGGAAGCUAUAGAUCACUGUGGGGACAGAGGUCAUACUAAGGUUCAACCUGCUCAUAUCCUAGACUACAGCAAGACUGACAACUAUUUCAUGAGUUUGGGCAGUUCUUUAUUAUCUGGUCUGCUUGCUUGUGGUGAUGAUUUGGGUAACAUUUGGCUGUACGACUUGAAGGAAGUAUUUUCCCAAUCUCUGAAGAAACAAGAACAAUCGGCUGUUAUUCCAUGGCCAGAUGUUGAUGACAAAAGUUCCCAGUGGAUGGUAGAGCUCAAUGAAGUUGUCAUCAACAAAGUAGUGGUAAGCUAUAAUGGAUCAUAUAUAGUAGCUGUGACUAACACAAACCUCAUAUGUGUUUGGAAGAAAGAACGUGCUUGAGUAUACGUAUGUAUCUCAGGCCUUGGCUAUGCCUAAAUCUUUAAAAUUGUGAGUUUUAAAUGCUAUGAUCUGCAUUUGUUGAUUGUCUGUUUUUGAUUUGUUUUAUGUUUUUUUAUGUUACCACUGCAUGUGUGGUAUAUUUCUGUCUGAAUACCCUUAUUACCAAUUAUGAUGAUGAAAGUUUUAAUCAUGAACUUUACAAUUUGCCCAUAUUUAUAUUUUCAAUCUUGUACCACCCCACUGUAUCAAAAAAAAUAAAAAUAUAAACAGAUUAAAUGCUA
Molecule: messenger RNA, 1612 nt
Organism: Frankliniella occidentalis (western flower thrips)
Lineage: Eukaryota; Metazoa; Arthropoda; Insecta; Thysanoptera; Thripidae
Product: leucine-rich repeat and WD repeat-containing protein 1-like
Exons: 6
Coding region: 231-1331 (366 amino acids)
Biological process (GO): establishment of protein localization to chromatin; chromatin organization
Cellular component (GO): nuclear origin of replication recognition complex
Molecular function (GO): protein binding; chromatin binding
Source: RefSeq, a predicted model, not a curated record